Messenger RNA from Raphanus sativus (radish), 2784 nucleotides. RefSeq lists its product as uncharacterized. The coding region runs from base 158 to 2569 and encodes 803 amino acids. Lineage: Eukaryota; Viridiplantae; Streptophyta; Magnoliopsida; Brassicales; Brassicaceae. Gene Ontology annotation, cellular component: precatalytic spliceosome; U1 snRNP; U2-type prespliceosome. The transcript has 30 exons. The record is from RefSeq and is a predicted model, not a curated record. Gene Ontology annotation, molecular function: U1 snRNA binding; mRNA binding. Gene Ontology annotation, biological process: mRNA splicing, via spliceosome.
AACCAAUAAAAGGCCGGCCCUCUAAACCUAAACCUAAACCUAAACCUAAUCACAACAAUCGUAAAACCUAAAACAAUCGUAACUUCGCUUUCUUCUCUGUAGGGUUAUUUUCUCUCAACUCUCCAGGGAAAUAAGCCGGCGCUGUAUCAACUUCCAAAUGGCCAGUUCUAGCAAAGCUAAUUCACCGGGUAAGCGAAAGCCGGAAGAUGAUUUGGACACUGAACCGGUUCUGAGGAGACAUAAGUCUGAUGAGUCAGCUUUAAACUCAGCCAAGGAGACAAAUAUUGAUCCAGAUUUUGUUGAGGUCGAGUUGCUGGAGACAAAGUCUGAUGAGUCAGCUUUAAACUCACCCAAGGAAGCUGCAGGAGGACCUAAUAAGAAGCUCUUUCUUGACAAACUCUCUAGCCAAACUGAAAUAUCAGAUGUCAUCGAUUUCUUCAAAGAUGUUGGACAAGUUGUUGGUGUUCGACUUAUGCUGAACCACAAGCGCGGCCAACGUGUGGGCAGGCGUGUGGAAAGUCGUCUGGGUUGUGGCUUUGUUGAAUUUGCUUCUUCUGACGAAGCAAAGAAGGCGCUUAAAAUGAAGAGCGGUGAAUAUUGGAGCCGUAACAGGGUUUUUCUUGAAGUGCCAGAAGCUACAUUCCUUCCACCCAAGUAUUGCAUAGAUCACAAUGUGUGGUACGAAGACUACCUUCAAAGGGAAGGCCUUCUGAUAGAAGAAUUUGCCGCAGUGGAAGGACUUGAUGAAACUCCAGAUUCUUCUGCUGAGGAACCUGCCAUACCAAAAAAGACGCUCUUUGUGGGCCGUUUCUCUCCCCAAACUAAACCAAGAGAUAUCAUCGAUUUCUUCAAAGAUGCUGGAGGAGUUUCUUAUGUUCGACUUAUAGGAGACCACACGGGCAAGCAUGUGGGCUAUGGCUUUGUUGAUUUUUCUUCUGUGAAUGAUGCAAAUAAGGCGCUGCAACAGAAGAAUGGUGAAUAUUUGCAUGACUGUAAAAUUUUUCUUGAACUGGCUAAAAAUGGAGCGACGUACCUUCCACCCAAGUAUUGCCUAGAUUACAAGGUUUGGUUCGAAGACAGCGUUCCGGUUGAAGGACUUGAUGCAACUCCCGAUUUUUCCGAGGCAACUUCUGUACCAAAGAAGACUCUCUUUAUUUCCCAUCUCUCAGUCUCACACCAGAAAACUAUGAUAUCAGCUAUCAUCGAUUUCUUCAAAGAUGCUGCGGAAGUUGUUCGGGUUCGACUUAUCCUAGACCAGCGUGGUGAGCAUGCGGGCUGUGGCUUUGUUGAGUUUGCUUCUUCUAACGAAGCAAAUAAGGCGCUGCAACAAAAGAACGGUGAAUAUUUGCACAACCGCAGCAUUUUUCUUGAUGUGGCGAAUAAUGAAUUUGCAGAGAACCUUCCACCCAAGCAUUGCAUAGAUCACACGGUUUGGUACAAUGACGACUUACUUCAAAGUGAAAGUUUUAUGAUAGAAGAAGAUAACACACCUCCGGACAAUGAAGACUUACUUCAAAAUGAAAUUUUUAUGAUAGAAGAAGAUAAGACACCUCCGGAUUUUGCUGAGAACGUACUCCUUGUUGCCAACCUCUCUCCACAAACAACUAAAAUAUGGCAUAUCAUCAAGUUCUUCAAAAAUGUUGGAGAAGUUGUUAGUGUUAGACUUAUUGUUAACCGCGAGUGUAAGCAUGUGGGCUAUGGCUUUAUUGAGUUUGCUUCUCCUUAUGAAGCACAGGAGGCGCUGAAAAUGAUGAAUGGUGCAUAUAUGGACGAUCAUAAGAUCAUGUUGAUGAAAGGACUUGAUCAAACUCCCGAUUUUGUUGAGGCAGUUGCCACCUCAAGAAGUAAGACGCUCUAUGUUGCCAAUCUCCUUCGCGAAAAAACUGAAAUAUCACAUAUCAUCGAUUUCUUCAAAGAUGUUGGAGAAGUUGUUCAUGUUCGACUUAUUUGCAACCGCAUGGGCAAGCAUGUGGGCACUGGCUUUGUUGAGUUUGCUUCUGCUGAUGAAGCGAAGAAGGCGCUGGAAAAGAAAAACGGUGAACAUUUUCACCGUCGCAAGAUUUUUCUUGAUGUUUCUGAGAAGGCUCGAGGCCGACCCAAGUAUUGCAUUGAUCACAAGAUUUGGUACGAAGACUACCUUCGACAAGAAAGCCUUUUGAUAGGAGCUGACGAAACUCCUGAUUUUGCUGAGGAAAAUGCCGUUCAAAGAAAGACACUCUUUGUUGCCAAUCUUUCUCACGGCAGUAACAAAUUGCUGAUUUCAAAGAUUUACAAAAUCUUCAAAAAUGUUGUAGAAGUUGUUCGUGUUCGACUUAUUGUAGACCACUGUGGUGAGCAUGUGGGCUGUGGGUUUGUUGAGUUUGCUUCUGCUGAUGAAGCACAGAAGGCGCUACGUCACUGGAAAAGAUCUAAGCUUAUUUUCUACGAGGCUGAAAUAGCUGCUACGUACCCUUUCCGACACAAGUACAACCUUGCAGAAAAGCUUUGGUACGAAGACAAGCUUCGACGAGAAUAUUUGAAGACCGCCCCGAAUCUGAUGAUGGAUGUGAAUAAGUAUAUGCAAUUUUAGUUUUUGUUAUCAAGAGUCUGAUAAAAGUGUUACUUUGGCAAUUUGAAUGAGUAAAAAACAGAGAUAGAGUUUUGUUAAUGGGACUAUGGAAAUCUAAGUAAAACAAUGUUGGUUCACUGGAUAAUGUUUUCGUCCUUCAUUAUAUAAUCUUAUUUAGGUUUUUCUUGUCAACAACAUAUAUAUUUUUUUUGAAUUAUACACCGAUAUCUUGAUUU